Messenger RNA from Propithecus coquereli (Coquerel's sifaka), 1641 nucleotides. It is a transcript of the gene FAAP20, whose product is annotated as chromosome unknown open reading frame, human C1orf86. NCBI's taxonomy places the organism in Eukaryota, Metazoa, Chordata, Mammalia, Primates, Indriidae. Bases 1 to 552 code for a protein of 183 amino acids. Gene Ontology annotation, molecular function: K63-linked polyubiquitin modification-dependent protein binding; ubiquitin binding. Gene Ontology annotation, biological process: DNA damage response. The record is from RefSeq and is a predicted model, not a curated record. The transcript has 5 exons.
AUGGCGGCGGCGCGGGAGCCGCGGCUGAGGCUGAGCCGCCGGAGGCCGCCGUCUGGAGACGGGCCCCAGGGCGGCUGCUCCUGGCUUCUCCGGGGGGACGGCGGCGAGAGCGAGCGGCUCUGGGCCGAGCUGCUGCGCACGGUGAGUCCCGACCUGACGCUGGACGUCGAGCUGCCGCCGCUGCCUGCCCGCCCCGGCCAGGAGUCCGGGGGCAGCCCGGAGCGCGCGGCGCCCCCCGAGGUCUUCACAGUCGGACCCAAGACCUUCUCCUGGACGCCCUUUCCGCCGGCCCCGGGGGGCCCCGGCCGCCUUUACGGGCCUCUUCGCGGGGCAGGACGAUGUCUGGAGUCCCCUACCAGGUCCCCCCAAGUACACCCGGCGCCCGAGCCCUGUGGGACCCCCAGCGCAGAGGAGCAGCCUGCAGUGGAGGGGGCACCGGCCCUGCAGAGCUGCCCGAUGUGCCAGCAGGAGUUCGCCUCUGGGCUGACCCAGCUGGACAUCGACAGCCACCUCGCUCAGUGCCUGGCAGAAAGCACCGAAGACAUGGCGUGACGCAGUCGGACAGGCAGACUGGCUUGGGCAGCGCAUUUUCCUAACGGGGAGGACAGACGUGCGCAGCUCACGUCUCACCGCUGUUUUACUUCACUUCCGGAAGUGAACUCUCGUCCGUCGUGCAGCUGCACGUGCUUGGCAGGAGGUGAAGACGCGGUCGCUGUGCCCUGGGUGUGAGUGCCGAAGUCCUCACCCCAAGGCGAUGGUGUUGGGGCCUUGGGACACAUCGGGUCACGGGGGUGGAACCUCGUGGCGGGGUCCGAGGGCUCUCUCCCCUGUCCAUUCAGAGCAUACCGCAAGUAGGCGCCGUCCCCGGCCCAGAAGUGGCCCCACCAGAACCGAGAGAGGUGAGCCCUGUCCACGGUGGCGUGUUAGCACUGAGCUAACUCAGAUGCCUCCUGGGGCUCUGGGACCUCAGCGCUGACUGGCCGGGACUUGGACGCAGCCUCUCCUCAGACAGGGCGUCCUGGGGGCCCCGGCAGUGGGCGCCUCUUCUGGCGAGGCUGGCGGUAGGGCGCAGAACGGGCAAGUGCGCGUCUUUGGGCGGUUUCCCGCCAGGGCUGUUCGCCACGGGUCCUGCAGAGCCAGGCUUGGGGCCGGCUCGGCACCCGUCCCUGGGUGCCUGUCACGGGCAUCUGCCAGGGCAGCAGCCGGGGGAGGCAGGCACCAUGUGAGAGCCCAGGGUUAACGCCCAAAUCCCUGUUCUCCUGUCCGAUGCGGCUUCCUGCAGCCGUGAAGACAGGAGGAGCCUACGGGCGCGUUGCUCAGCGAAGGCAACUGGCCUGGGAAGACCACGCUGCGCGAUUCCAGCUCCGCGUCGUUCCGGAAAAGGCAAAGUGCGGAGACAGCACAGAGGUCCGCAGCUGCAGCGUGUGUGGGAGGAUGGCCGCGUGGGGACAGUGAAGCUCCAGGGUGGGCCGCGGUGGUCGAUCCGCAUCCAAACCCACAGUCCUGUCACCAGGUGAAGCCUGUGUGAACCGUGGUCUCGGUGACCGUGACGUGUCCGUGUAGGGUCACCACUGUGACAGACACACCCUCGGGCACGUGGGAACGCGCUGUACCUUCCACCCAAUUUUGCCGUGAGCCUAA